AUGGACGGCUGCGGCGCUGGCUCGGGCGAGGGGCCGAACGAGAAGCACUGGUCGAGGCGGAAGGCAGAUCUGAUGGAAACCUACCGCAACGCCCUCGGCACACCUCAGAAGGUUGAAGAGAUGAACAACAACGGAUCAGUGGUGGAGGACCCGAAGAUAAUGCUGGAUGAAAGACACAUGGUUCAAACCACCCGUGUUGUCCGCGCCGUGAAGCAUUUCCUGCAGCUCGAAGUCCAAGAUGGGGUCGCGAAGAUGGAGCACAGCAGAGAAGUCGCCAAGGUGUACGAGGUCGACCCGUCGACGGUGCGGCGGUGGGUGAAGAAGUUGUGCAAGGGCGGCUCCGUCGUUAUCCGCAAACGGCAGUACAACAAGCGCGAGGCGCACCCCUACAUCGACGACGAGGACAUCCGCAACGGUCUGAGGGAGUACAUCGACCGGAGGUUGUACCGGCGGAAGAGAGACGAGCCACGCCUUCGAAUCGCAGACGUGCAAAAGUGGAUCAAUGACGACCUCCUGAAAGAAGAGCUUGCCGGUACGAGAGGAUUUUCUCGGAGGACCGUGCACAAGUGGAUGCAGAAGCUCGACUUUCGUUGGUCGAGGCACCGCAAGUGGGUCGACGUGGACGGCCACAACAGACCGGACGUCGUCACUCCCCGUCCGCGUGGAAGAAACGGUGAUGGUAACAACCAGCCGCAGUGA
Molecule: messenger RNA, 699 nt
Organism: Ectocarpus siliculosus
Lineage: Eukaryota; Phaeophyceae; Ectocarpales; Ectocarpaceae
Source: the annotation of a GenBank genome assembly